GUACACAAAAACAUUAUCACACCUACAGUGUCUUUGGCAGCGUGUGGGCACAUUUCUCAUUUUUAUAAAGAAAUAAAAAAAAAAAGAAAACUGUUCGUAAGUCUACGAGAAAAUAAUUUUUAAACCAUCUCAAUAAUUUUUUGAAAAGUUCAAUUUUAUAAAAAAUCAUGUCCGCUUCACCGAUCGCAAGGCAAGUUACACAAAAUCAAAACAUCCCUUUGACGAAGAGAGUCGUCAUUGAUGAUGCUAAUCAGUUACCUGCUGAUUAUUCCUCAACACCCGGAGGUACACUUUAUUCCACCACUCCAGGAGGUACCCGUAUCGUUUACGAUCGUGCCUUUCUGAUGACAUUGCGAAAUUCUCCAAUUUCAAGAACUCCACCUUCAAAUUUGACUAACAUACCCGCUGAUAUUCAAAAAAAUCAACCGACAGGUGCUGCAGCACCAGUGAAAACUUCCAAUGGACCUGCAUCUACUACUAAAGAGUCUCCGACGAAAAACACUGCCAAAGAGAUUCCUGUGAUUGAUGAGACAUCUGAGACAUCUGAGCAAUUUCAAAUGGACAUGUAAAAGAGAAAAAAUUAAAAUGCCAAUUGUGAUUCAGACGAUAUAUUAUAAUUAGCCUUUCAAGAAUUACGGAAAAAAAGAUUUUUUUUGAACGGUAUUAUUAUUAAUCACCCUGACACCGUUGGCGAAAUAAUGAAAUGAAUGAAAUGAAUUUCUCUUUUUUUUGUGAAUAUUAUAUUAUAUACACACACAAUACCAACUAUUUUGCCAUAUUAAACUCAGAGUCCAUACUAUAAUUAUAAAAAAAAAAAAAAAUAAACAAACAAAAUGGAAAAAAGCUACCUCAAGUAGAUGUGAAAAAUACCAUCACGAGAGAGGAGUAUUUUGACUAGCGUUUGGAUAAAAAAUUGUACAAAAAAAAGAAGCAAUAAAAUCGGCUUAAAUUUACCCAAAGAGAGACUAUCGAAAUUUUUCAAUUGUAUAACAUUACUUUGUAGUUUGCUACUUAAAAGGUAUACUAAUUACAAAUAAAAUGUGUUUUAUAUAA
This is a messenger RNA of Leptopilina heterotoma, 1053 nucleotides long. RefSeq names its product eukaryotic translation initiation factor 4E-binding protein (gene Thor). Gene Ontology annotation, molecular function: eukaryotic initiation factor 4E binding. The record is from RefSeq and is a predicted model, not a curated record. NCBI's taxonomy places the organism in Eukaryota, Metazoa, Arthropoda, Insecta, Hymenoptera, Figitidae. The coding region runs from base 168 to 569 and encodes 133 amino acids. The transcript has 4 exons. Gene Ontology annotation, cellular component: cytoplasm. Gene Ontology annotation, biological process: negative regulation of translational initiation.